UCUUUCUCCGUCGUCUCCUCGAACAUGAGAUUUAAACCUCUAACCCUAAUUCUAUCCCCAAGAUCGCCACAAAAGACUCGGCCGGAGCCUUCAUGGAAGACCCCGAAGGAGCCCUUAGCUUCGACUUCGAGGGCGGCCUCGACUCCGCCGCUCCCGCCGCUGCCGCCGCCCCCCUCGCGCCGGCAGAUCCCACCGCCGCAGCGGCGACCGCGGGAGCGGUCCCUCACUCUGGCGCAGCCGAUCCGAUCGCCGUAGCAGCUGGGAAUGUCCCUGGGCGGCGGAGCUUCAGGCAGACGGUGUGCCGUCACUGGCUCCGUGGCCUAUGUAUGAAGGGCGAUGCCUGCGGCUUCCUCCACCAGUACGACAAGGAGCGGAUGCCCGUCUGCCGCUUCUUCCGGCUCUACGGGGAGUGCCGCGAGCAGGACUGCGUUUAUAAGCACACCAACGAGGACAUCAAGGAGUGCAAUAUGUAUAAACUUGGUUUCUGCCCCAAUGGACCUGAUUGUCGGUAUCGACAUGCAAAGCUUCCUGGGCCUCCUCCCCCUGUAGAAGAGGUUCUCCAGAAGAUACAGCAUCUGGGUUCUUUUGGUUAUGGGUCUUCAAACAGAUUUUAUCACCACAGAAACACUAAUUAUAACCAACAACUGGAUAAGAAUCAGUUGUCAUCAGCUCCUGGGUUACAUAAUCAGAAUACAGCAGUUAAACCAGCUUCUUCAUUUGAACCAUCAGAUGUAAAACCAUCACAGUCCCUAGUAGUGCAGCAGUCUCAUCAGCAGCAGCAGCAACAACAACAACAAUAUCAGCAACAACAGCAACAGCAACAGCAACAGCAACAGCAACAACAACAGCAACAGCAACAGCAACCACCACCCCCACCAACAGAGAACCAGGUCCCUGGAAUUAUGAAUGUCUCAUCAAAUCAAUCAACCAGAACUGCAUCUCCACUCCCUCAGGGACAAUCUAGGUAUUUUAUUGUGAAAAGUUGCAAUCGGGAAAAUCUGGAAAUAUCUGUCCAGCAGGGUGUGUGGGCAACUCAAAGGAGUAAUGAGCCUAAACUUAAUGAAGCAUUUGAAUCUACAGAGAAUGUUAUUUUAAUAUUCUCGAUCAACAAAACUCGCCAUUUCCAGGGAUGUGCUAAGAUGACCUCUAGAAUUGGUGGCUUAGUUGGUGGAGGGAAUUGGAAAUAUUCUCAUGGAACUGCACAUUAUGGUCGAAAUUUUUCAGUCAAAUGGUUAAAGCUUUGUGAGUUGUCCUUCAAUAAAACUCAUCAUCUCAGGAAUCCAUAUAAUGACAACCUCCCAGUGAAGAUAAGUCGAGAUUGCCAAGAGUUGGAGCCUUUUAUUGGUGAGCAGUUGGCCUCACUGCUUUAUCUCGAGCCGGAUGGUGAACUAAUGGCAAUGCUGAUAGCUGCAGAGUCCAAACGUGAGGAGGAAAAGGCCAAGGGAGUUGGUGCAGACGAGGCUGCAGAUAAUCCGGAUAUUGUCCUGUUUGAGGACAAUGAGGAAGAGGAGGAAGAGGAAAGUGAGGAGGAGGAUGAGAGCAGCGGCCAAGCCACCCAAGGGAGAGGAAGGGGAAGAGGGAUGAUGUGGCAACCACACAUGCCACUGGUACGUGGAGUGAGGCCCGUGGUUGGUGUUCGAGGCUUCCCUCCAGUUAUGAUGGGAGCUGAUGGAUUUGGUUAUGCUGAUGGUUUCGCUGCACCAGAUCUUUUUGGUCCUCGGAUCUUUCCGCCAUUUGGUGGGCCAAGAUUUUCUGGUGAUUUUUCAGCAGGCCACAUGUCGGGCUUAGUCUUUCCUGGUAGGCCCCCACAGCCAGGGGCUGUCUACCCAAUGGGCAACCUUGGGAUGAUGAUGGGACCUGGUCGGGCUCCAUAUAUGGGUGGCAUGCCAAUGGCUGGGAUUGGCCGAUCCAAUCGUCCUGUAGGAGUACCACCCUUCCUACAUCCUCCACCUCCACUGAAUAAUCGGGCUGCCAAGAGGGAUCAUAGAAGACCAGUUAGUGAUAGAAAUGACAGAUAUGAGGCUGGAUCUGAUCAGGGCAACAGGGGCCAGGAGAUGGUGGGAAAUGUUGGUGGAGUGGAUGACGACACAGGGUAUUGGCAAGGUGAAAAGGCUCCCGAGGAUAGAUACGGUGCAGGAAGAAGCUUACAAAAUGAUGAGAGCGAGAGCGAGGAUGAGAUGGCACCAAGACGAUCGAGGCAUGGCAAUGGGAAGAGGAAGCAUCGUGUGUCCGAGGGGGAAGCUGCCUUGGACUAGUGAAUCAGACAUCAACUCGGUGUGAAGGAACAUGGACGUCACAGCUUCUUGCUCAGGACAUUUUUUGGAGAUGUACCCAGAUUGUUUCCUCUUUUUUUGCCCUCUCAACAAUGUUUGUAAUAUUUGUACUACAAAAAUGGAGUAUGUUGCUCAGAAAAGGUUGGAACUAAAUCUUUAUGUUGAGCAGUGAAAAGUUAUGUAUUUGAACGAUAGAAAUUAGUCAGAGGAUGGCGGGAAUGCAGGGUAACCGCUGCCAUCUAAACUUGUUUC
Molecule: messenger RNA, 2525 nt
Organism: Musa acuminata subsp. malaccensis (wild Malaysian banana)
Lineage: Eukaryota; Viridiplantae; Streptophyta; Magnoliopsida; Zingiberales; Musaceae
Product: zinc finger CCCH domain-containing protein 45
Biological process (GO): regulation of mRNA splicing, via spliceosome; mRNA splicing, via spliceosome
Cellular component (GO): nucleoplasm
Molecular function (GO): metal ion binding; mRNA binding; N6-methyladenosine-containing RNA reader activity
Source: RefSeq, a predicted model, not a curated record